AUGCAGAAGUAUGAGUGUGUUAAAGAAAGGCCUAAACUAAGAGAAAUUAUACAGAUUAUGCGCACAGAACAUGGUUGCGAGAUCUCGUACGAUCAAGCAUGGGAGUCCAAAGAGUAUGCAGAAAAUGCUGUAAGAGGUAUUCCAGAAAAAAGUUAUGGCAAAAUUCCAAAAUACUUGCACAUGUUGAAAGAAGCCAAUCCAGGUACGCAUACUCACUACUUAACUGAUUCUGAUGAUAGAUUUAAGUAUCUAUUUAUUUCAUUUGGGCAAUCAAUCAGAGGAUUCUACCAAGCUAUUCGUAGAGUUAUAGUUAACGUUGGUACUUUUCUGAAAGGUAAAUACAAGGGAGUUCUGCUCGUUGCUACAGCUUUAGAUGGUAACUCGAAUCUGUAUCCAAUUGCUUUUGGUGUUGUUGAUUCAGAGAACGACUUGUCGUGGGAAUGGUUUCUAAGGCAACUUAACACAGUCAUCGCAGAUGAUCAGUCGUUGGCGUUUAUUUCUGAUCGAAACACUUCUGUCCUUAAAGUACUAGCUAAAGUGUUUACACAAUCUACACAUGGAAUUUGCAUCCACCAUUUGUUGAAUAACGUUGUCACAUUUUUCAAGACAAAGGGUUUGACUGGUUUGAUUGCAAAGGCAUCAAAAGAAUAUCGAGUUGCUGAUUUUGAGAGGAAGUUCAACGAUAUUAAGAAUAUUAGUCCGCUUGUUGGAAAUUAUCUGGUUGAAGCUGGUGUCGAAAAGUGGGCUCGUUGCAAAUUUCCAGGAUUCAGAUAUGAUGUUAGAACCACUAACCCAGCCGAAUCGAUGAAUGCUGCAUUGAGAUCACCUAGAGAGUAUCCAAUAAUACCUUUGUUGGACAACAUCAGAGAACUGUUGACCAAGUGGUUUUACGAUCGUGGACGAUUAAGCGCAAAGCAUAAGGACCCUUUAACCAUUGAGGUUGAGAAAAAAAUUGGUAGGAGGAUUGAAAAGGGUAAAACAUUUAUUGUUUAUCCGGUUAACCAGAAUCAGUUUCUUGUUAGAGGUGACAAAAUCGACUGCUUGGUUGAUUUGGAGCUUAGAUCGUGUUCUUGUGGAAAGUACAACUUGCUGAAAAUUCCUUGCAGACAUGCCAUUAAAACAGUUUUUUCAGUGGACAAAGAACUACACCCACUAACUGAUGACAUGUACACUACUACAACAUGGAGAAAGGCUUACGAGGAAUGCAUUAAUCCAAUAGGUGUUCCUGAGGAUUCAUGGCAAGUUCUGUUGGAUGUGGAACACGCCAGAGUUCUACCACCAGAAACACGAAGAGCAGCUGGUCGAAGAAAAAAGCGACGAUACAAAACGAUGGAGGACAAGAUACGCUCCUCACAAGGAUCUCAAGGAUCUAGUAAACACAAGUGUAGCCGGUGUGGUGUUGCAGGUCACAAGAGAGGGACAUGUGACAUACCAAUAUAG
Molecule: messenger RNA, 1440 nt
Organism: Eutrema salsugineum
Lineage: Eukaryota; Viridiplantae; Streptophyta; Magnoliopsida; Brassicales; Brassicaceae
Exons: 1
Coding region: 1-1440 (479 amino acids)
Molecular function (GO): zinc ion binding
Source: RefSeq, a predicted model, not a curated record